ACACACUCUUUUUCGUUGAAUGAUAGAAGAGAAUGGUUGUUUCGUGUUAUGUUAUUAUUUUCUUUGGAUUGUAACAUGAACAUUGACAGGCACGGAUAAUUUCUCUUGGGACGAUGAGCAAGUUUUUGAGUUCUUGGCAAUUAAUUAAUUAGUUGUGCCGAGUGGAAAAUGAAUCGAGGAAAUUCUGCUUAAAAUGUCGGCCAUGUCAGAAGCUUCUCUUCCUGUGAGCUGGAGGACAGAUUCUGCUUCGGAAACAUCCAGAUACUCCAGACGCUCUUCCAGAAAUGGACAGGGUUCGACUUCCCAGAAAUCAAUGAAUGUUGCCUCUGCAAAACACUCGGGAAUGCGACAUCCAUCUUGGCGGGAACCAAAACCUUUAAAGGCAGCAUCCCGUCCUGCGACUGCGCAAGGUGACGUCAACGGACUUCCGCGAAGGAAACCAAAUCUAAUAAGGUCAAACACAACAAUAGAAUCUCGGAGAGACAGAGAAGAUCAGGGAAUAGUGAAUCGACUAACUGCCCCAACGCUAGCAGCUAAAAUGAAGACCAUUGAGUUCAAUAAGCGGACGGCCUUUGUUGAUAACAAUUAUUAUUCGUGGUCUAACAUGGCGGUCUAUAAAGACCACCAAAAGAUGCUUUAUAACGACGGCGGAGGGAUUAAGCGGCGAGCGACAAUCGGCAAACGGUAGUUGUUCCGCAAAUAAAAAAAGGCCAAUCGGGUGUGAUCAAUCAGCAUGCAGUAUCAUUUCAGCUCAUGUACAUAGAAUUGUCAAAACUAGGUCCAAAUAAAACACAAUGUUUUUAAAUAAAUGCAUAUGACUCUUGU
Magallana angulata is the source of this 825-nucleotide messenger RNA. RefSeq lists its product as uncharacterized. Bases 194 to 688 code for a protein of 164 amino acids. The transcript has 2 exons. The record is from RefSeq and is a predicted model, not a curated record. Lineage: Eukaryota; Metazoa; Mollusca; Bivalvia; Ostreida; Ostreidae.